This is a messenger RNA of Frankliniella occidentalis (western flower thrips), 1957 nucleotides long. RefSeq names its product endoplasmic reticulum-Golgi intermediate compartment protein 2. The record is from RefSeq and is a predicted model, not a curated record. Bases 263 to 1459 code for a protein of 398 amino acids. Lineage: Eukaryota; Metazoa; Arthropoda; Insecta; Thysanoptera; Thripidae. Gene Ontology annotation, cellular component: membrane; endoplasmic reticulum; COPII-coated ER to Golgi transport vesicle. Gene Ontology annotation, biological process: endoplasmic reticulum to Golgi vesicle-mediated transport; retrograde vesicle-mediated transport, Golgi to endoplasmic reticulum. The transcript has 7 exons.
GGUGGGGACUUCAUUCGUUUCGCUCUUUCACCGGUUGCAGGUUAUGUUUACCGUCAAUUUUGACGUGUUCAAAGUUUUCGUCUGUAUGACUUGCAAAGGGUCUUAACAUGGAUUUUAAAGUCUAACUCAUACAGUCCAUUUGAAAAAUAAUGUUUCUCUUCCAUUCCACGUAUUUAAGGAUGUGGUAUCUUGAGUGUUAAGGGCUGGAACAAGAAAUAUUUUGUAUUGUUUGUUUGGCCAGACCAGCAGAAAGAAUUUUAGAAUGUUGCGACAAAGGAUUAGGAGGGUUGUAUCCCUUAAAACUGUUAGAGAAUUGGACGCUUUCCCAAAGGUGCCCGACUCAUAUGUCGAGGCCAGUCCUAUUGGUGGUACAGUGUCAGUUUGCUGUUGGCUAGCCAUCCUUUGGUUGGUGUACUCUGAAACUAGAUACUGGCUCGACACAAGAUUUCUAUUCAAGUUCACUCCUGAUACUGAUUUUGAUGCAAAGUUAAAAAUUAAUAUUGAUAUGACUGUUGCCACUCCGUGCAAUUUCAUUGGUGCUGAUAUUGUAGACUCAACAAAUCAGAAUAUUUUUAAGUUUGGGAAUUUGGAACAAGAAGACACUUGGUGGGAGCUUAACAGAGAGCAGCGCACCCAUUUUGAUACCAUGCGCUCUCUAAAUUCCUAUUUGAGGGAGGAAUUUCAUGCCCUUCAAAUUCUUUUGUGGAAAUCUGGACAAGCUGCAAUGUUUGGAACUUUACCACCAAGGAAGGAUAAACCCAAAUGGCCUACAGAUGCUUGUAGAAUUUAUGGGAGUCUCACACUAAAUAAGGUAGCUGGUAAUUUGCAUGUGAGUGCCGGCAAACCAUUGGCUUUGCCAGUUGGACAUGUUCAUCUUUCGCCGUUCAUGACAGAUCGUGCGAUGAACUUUUCCCACAGAAUUCAUAAAUUUUCAUUUGGGGAGCCUUCUCCUGGCAUAAUCCAUCCCAUGGAAGGUGAUGAAAAAAUUACAGACAAAUCUGCAAUGCUGUAUCAGUAUUUUAUUCAAGUAGUUCCCACAGAUGUCGAUACAUUUUUCAGCAAAAUGCAAACAUAUCAAUAUUCUGUCAAGGAUCAUGAUCGGCCUAUAGACCACCGAAAUGGUUCACAUGGCGUUGCUGGAAUAUUUUUUAAGUAUGAUAUGAGUGCUUUGAAGGUACAUGUUAUUCAGGAAAGAGAUUCUGUUGGACAAUUCCUCACUAGGCUUUCAUCUAUGAUAUGUGGACUUUAUGUUUGCUCAGGAUUUUUGAACAACCUUGUGUUGUAUGUGAUAAGUCUAUUUAGCGAAAAUAAGAGCAGUCAUCAAUCUGGGAGUUCCGCAGUCAUUACACAACCUUUGACUGAUAUUAAUGCAGCUCAGAGUAGUAUUUUAACUAAAGCAACACUAGUCGGUGAUAUUCCUAUAUCAGUACCCCUAGAACCCAAUAUGGCUCCUAACUGAUUUCUUUUGCAUCUGAGCCACAAUGGUUCCUGAUCUCGUACUUUUAAGGGGUGACUUUUCUUCUAUAAUUCAUGGUCAGCUAUAGUCUCAGGUUUCUUCGUAUUUCAGUGUCACUGUUGCAACAAGAAUUUUGUACUUUUGCAAGGAUUUUUACCUGUUUGCUAUUAUGUAUUCCAUGAGCUGUCUUAUUUUCCUGGUUCUGAUGAGUGUUAUUUUAUUUGGUUUACACAAUGUUUUAUUUUGUUGAAUCUCAUCUACUUGUAUUUUUAUCUAUCUAUUUUGGGCCAUUUUAAUACUAUUUUGUCUUGUUUGAGUGUGCGUGGGGUUUUGUACCAAAGUAUUGUGUGUCAAACAAGUCUCAAAAUAAUGUCCGACACCAUUAUUUUUUCAUUUGGAAUGUAUUUUGUGUAUUGUCAGUGAGUACCUCAGGCUUAUAAUGAGCCUUUACUUUAUAGUUAUUGAACUAAUGCUCUAUAUUAAAGUGAUAUUUGAUGUGUA